Molecule: messenger RNA, 9360 nt
Organism: Macrobrachium nipponense
Lineage: Eukaryota; Metazoa; Arthropoda; Malacostraca; Decapoda; Palaemonidae
Gene: Vps26
Product: vacuolar protein sorting-associated protein 26B-like
Exons: 9
Coding region: 84-1475 (463 amino acids)
Biological process (GO): retrograde transport, endosome to Golgi; intracellular protein transport
Cellular component (GO): retromer complex; endosome
Source: RefSeq, a predicted model, not a curated record
CAACUUCAGUCAUCUAUAGUUCUUAUGAUUGUUGAAGGGCUGCUACUACCAGUUGGACCCAAAACACACAUCAACACCCAGAAAUGAGUUUUUUUGGGUUCGGCCAAAGUGCCGAAAUUGCCAUCCAGCUGGAUGGAUCAGAUACACGAAAAAUGGCAGAAAUGAAAACAGAAGAUGGCAAAAAGGAACGAUAUUACCUGUAUUAUGAUGGCGAGAGUGUAUCUGGAAAGGUUAAUGUAAUUCUCAAAAAGCCAGGUAGUCGGCUAGAGCACCAGGGCAUCAAAAUAGAAUUUAUUGGGUUAAUCGAGCUAUACUACGACCGAGGAAAUCACCAUGAAUUCACCUCCUUAGUCAAAGAGCUAGCAAGGCCUGGCGAGCUUACACAGAACACAGCUUUUGACUUUGAGUUUAAUCAAGUAGAAAAACCAUAUGAAUCAUAUUCUGGGACUAAUGUUAGACUUAGGUAUUUUCUCAGAGUAACUAUAGUCAGACGAUUAUCUGACAUUGCAAGAGAAAUGGACCUCCUGGUACACACACUUUCCUCAUACCCAGAAAUGAACAACUCCAUUAAAAUGGAAGUUGGUAUUGAAGACUGCUUACACAUUGAAUUUGAGUAUAAUAAAUCCAAAUACCACCUAAAAGAUGUUAUUGUAGGGAAAAUCUAUUUUUUAUUGGUGCGAAUUAAGAUUAAACAUAUGGAAAUUGCCAUUAUCAAAAGAGAAACGACAGGUUCAGGUCCAAACACAUUUAACGAGAAUGAAACUAUCGCCAAGUAUGAAAUUAUGGAUGGUGCACCAGUCAGAGGAGAAAGCAUACCUAUUAGAGUUUUCCUUGCUGGUUAUGAUCUAACUCCCACGAUGAGGGAUAUCAACAAGAAAUUCAGUGUUAGAUAUUACCUCAAUCUUGUCCUUGUUGAUGAGGAAGAGAGGAGAUACUUUAAACAACAGGAAAUCACACUAUGGCGCAAAGGUGAAAGGUUAAGACGUCCUAUUCAGCAACAACUUUUGGCUCAACAGCAGGCGGCGUUACAGCAGAUGAGUUUAAACAAUCAAAGUAGUAAAUUUCCCCAGUCACAUCCUCAGGGAAUCACACAAGAGUAUGGUCCACCUCCAAUGGCCUCCAAUGUCGCUGAACCUCCGUCCCCACAGCAGUCACAAAGCCCUAUGCAUGAGGAGGCACCGGAAGAAGCAUUACCAACGAAGUCAUCACCAUUGUGCCAACAAAGGCAACAAAAUAUUAUUCCACCACAACCACAGAUAGAACCUGAUUCAGAGCCUUCUGAAGAGGAAGUCAUAACUCCCAAACUACCAUCGCCUCCCACAGAACCCCCAAACAGUAUUGACUCGCCAGAAGAUGAGUUUUUAGAAGCCCAAGCUGGUUCCCUCUCCGAAGAAGACAAUUUAGAGGAUGACCAGGAACCCCCAAUGAAGGCAUCUUCUGGGGUGUCACAAGAGCCUGUUCCUGUUGCUCAGUAGUGGAUGGAGGUUGACCUCUUCUUCAUCUUCAUUUACAUUCUUGAGUUGGAUGCAGGAGGGGAGGUGGUAUGGAGGUCCACAUUUAGGGUUUAGGUAAAUCUUUUAUUUUUGUGUUGUUACGACAUUUGACAUAAAUUUUAUCUUGGUAAAUAGUAAAUAAAAAACACUACAGAGACCUUGAAAAUAUUAGUGUAAUGAAUUGUUAUAAACCCCACAAAUAUUUGAUGUAACUACUUUGGAAUAUGAUGAGAACUAUACAUAGCAUUGUUACUACCCUUCUUAUAAUAAAGAUGAAAAUAUAAACUCUCGUUUCCUCUUCUAGAUGAAGAUAUUUCUGGGAUUAUUUUUUUUCUCUACUGCUUGUUAUCUGCAAGCAGAGAGAUCUUAAUUGUUUUUUCUUUGGUUUGUUAAGUUAUAUGCUUCAUUCUUUAUUAAGUAGUAAUUGAUGAAUUGCAUCUUUUUGGUGUCCUGUAUUCCCUGAUAAUUUCACUAGGAUGAAUGAGGCUUUUCUCUUAUGAUUUAAAGGAGCUUUUUUAAGAUAAUCUACAAAUAGGGUUUACAUUUUCACACAUAUUAUCUCAUGUUUGAAAGUCUAUUUAUUGUAUUUAAAAUCUCACCCAUACCCCUUUAUAACUGAUUUCUUGAAGUGAUAGAAGGUGCUUUUUAAUUGUUUAAGCAUUCGGGGAGUUUCAUGUGUCUCCAAUUCAUUAAUGUCUGUAUUUAAACUUGAUUAGCAUAUUAGACUGAUGUUGGAAAAUACUGCAACAGGGUAUUCAGAGUUUACUUGAAAAGCAACUGAGAAUUUUCCCAGUAUCCAAAAUAACACUCUCUCUCUCUCUCUCUCUCUCUCUCUCUCUCUCUCUCUCUCUCUCUCUCUCUCUCUCUCUCUCUCUCAACUAGUUGAGUAAUAUCUAGUUUUGAUACACAUUGCAUGGCAGGCCCUGCCUUGUAUGUUGACAGUGUUUACUUUUGUGAGAAGUGCACCCAAGGCAUAUAUUAUUUGAAAUGUGGGUGAAUGUAACUUUUCUUUUUAAUAGACUACCUUUUAAAAGUUGAGUUAAUGAUCAUAGUGUGGUUUCACAAGUCAUAUCUUAGUAAAAAAGAAAAAUUAUGCUUUAAAAGUAUGGUGUGCUUGAAGAACUAGCAUUGGUAAUGAGAAACUUACAGCUAUGUAUUAUUUUUCGUGGAAGAUCACCAAGUGGCAACUUGCAGUACAACACAAUGAUUAUUCUCUUUGGAGUGGAAAAAUAUUAACGUUAUACCUCAUAUUAAGAUCAUACAAUAUUUGUUUCAGAAUCUUGCAAUUGUAUCUUUCAUAUAUGCAUUUAGGUAAAUCAUUUUGCCAGGUAGUUGAUGAAAUUUUAAGUUGCAAGUGAUUCAAAGCAGUUUUUGCAAGUUAGAUUACUCUUUAUGGCAAUUUUAUAGACGGUUGUAAUUAAUAGAGAUCUGAGAUCAUGUCUAAACAUGCAAAAGGAAUAUGUGGUACAAAAGCUUUAAUGAUGGUGAUGUUGAUUGACUGUAAGUUAUUUUCUCAAUUUUUGUGUCGUAGAAAGACUGCAGAGGAGGUAACACUUCUCAUGUUAAGAAAUUGAAAAUACAGUUAAUGUAUUCAGUGCAUUUAAACAAUGUAGUUGCUGUAGUCCUGGAAUUGUGCCAUAGUUCAUUGGUAGUGCUGCAAUGAUUUGUGCCAUGUUACCCUGUUCAUUUUUAGGAGCACAUCCUGAAAGUAUGUUGCUGUAUCCUUUUUUUCUUCUUCUGUAUAGUUUCUCAUUAUCAUUUAAACUAAUUUCCUCAGACAUACCUGCCACUCAAGUAGUUGAGUAAUUUUUUUUUUUUUUUUUUUUGGUGAAUGUGUCUAUGAUGCAAUCAUGAUAUUCUUGCACUAAGCUUCUAUUCUGUGAGGUAUCAAGAACUUUAUGUAUUCUGCUAUCCAAAUUGCACAUAACCUUUAGCAUCCUGGAGACUGUGUUUUGUUUUAGGAGGUCUGUAUAGUUGAGAGAAAAUGUUGAAUUUGCAGCAAUUAAUUUGCCCCAGAAUUGAGAGAAAUGCCUCAUUUUUCCAAGAGUGUACUGCAGUCAUUCCAUGUAGCUACAUCCUCAUUCAUUCUCCGUUUUGCCAGUAGCUCGCACCUUUUCUACAUGCUUUGGCUUUAGCCAUUGUGUGAAAAAUAACUGCAAUAUAGGAAGCAUGGAUAACAUACUUUGACGUAAUUUUUAUAUUUUUUUUUUUGCCAUGUAUAGUAUAUGUUGUUGUUUAGCUAUGUUAGUGAUUUAUCUUUACAAAAAAUGACAAAACUCAUGUUUUUUUUUCUUAACCUUCAACUCUAGGGUGAAUGAUCAUUAUUAGUGCAGUACUGAUUUUCUUACAGUUACACUUCUUUCCACAAUCCUUUUAAAAGUUUCUCCAUUUAUGCCACAGUUUUGAAAGUUCCAUUCUAUGUAACAAUUUAGUGAGAAUGGUUGAAUAUCUAUUUAGUUGUGAGGUUUUUGAGUCAAAUAUUUGAGUGGCUCUAAUUGCCUUUUAUUUCAAAAUUUGCCAUAUUUUCUUCAAAGCUCUCAUUAGGGUAUUUGACACUUUUUUUUUUUUGCUGACAAUAACCACAGGUUUUACAGGAUAAAAUUCAGGCACCUUGUUUAUUAAAGAAUCUGGAAUGAUUGCUUUCAAAGAGUCUCUGGUAUUUGUCCAUAGUCUUGUCAUUCAUUUGGUUAAACAUACAACUUCUGUUUGUAGAUUUUUUUUUUUUUUUUGUUGAAUGUAUAUUUGAUUAACAUUUUGUCAUUUCAUGAAGGAUGGUUAUGAAAACAAACGAUAACAAUGCAGAAGAAUAUUGUAAGUCAUCACAGGGAAUAUUUGUCCUUAUUUCUUGGAAUGUACCAUAAUUUUACUAUUUUAUUGAUUGAUCUGUACAGUAUUUAGAAUAUUUAAAAAACUAAAUUUGACUUCACAGGGUCAGAUGCUAUUGUGGCAGCUUGGUCGUUAUUGAUUAGUUUAACCAGACCAAUGAAUUGAAAUUUACAUUUACAGGACUGGGUAACUUGACUCCAAUAAGUUUUGUGUUAUAAUGUGAAUAUUUUCUUGUAAGCUUUAUAUAAUUUACCACUAUUAUCCUUGUUUCAAUCAUAUCACCAGAUAUUUUGUUACUGUUUUUAAUAUAUGUAACUUCAUUUCCUCUGAUGAACAUAUCUAUAUUUCAUUGCAUCAUGUUAGUAAUUUAUGUUGAUAUGGUAUAUUUAUAGUCAUUUUUUUAUCAAGACACAGACUUGAAUUAUAAGAAACUGGUAACAUUACAAAACUCUCUCUCUCUCUCUCUCUCUCUCUCUCUCUCUCUCUCUCUCUCUCUCUCUCUCUCUCUCUCUCUCUCUCUCUCUCUCUCUCUCUCUCUCUCUCUCUCUCACACAAGAAGGUACAAUUUUAUGCUAUUCUGUGUAUCAAUUGAAAUGGAAAACACUCAGGACUAAUAUUAAAAUCAAAUUUUAACUCCACUCUCUGUAGGCUCAUCUGUAAAUUUUUUUGAAGCAAUUGGAUUCAUUUCAUUACCUAUUUUUUUUAUUUGUUAGAUGUCUGUGAUCGAUAAUCCAUGUUUAAAGCAAACAUCCAACAUUCUAAUCACAAUGUGAAUGAACUAUUGAAGGUUCCCCAUGCUAAAUCCAGCUCUCUGUUAUGUAGUCAUCUUUCUUAUUUGAGCAGUUUCUGUUGUAAUGGUUAAUAUAUCUCCAUUUUAUGACUUAGAAUUUGUUCUUAUAUCAUUCUUUUUUGGAGUACAAGAGGGAUUACGAUUGCAAGUGGUAGGAAGUCAUCAAUGGUGUAUAAGGGCAUUCAGUAUUGUUUGUAAACACAGGUGAUGAUAAACCUGAAUCACUUCUAAGAGGUAAAAGUAUAUUUUGUGGGAUAACAUGAAUAGAGGGAUAACUUAAAACAAGAAGGGCCCCCCUAAAAUGAAUAAACGUAAGUUAUGCUGAUAACAUCAAAACAAGAUAUUUCAUUAAAGUUACACCUGUCAUUCAGUAAGUGAUAUGGGGUUUUAGAAAUUUCAAACAAAAAAUUUAUGUAGUGUUUCAUUACUUAUAAGGGUAACAUAAUUGCCUGAUUUUGCAAAAAGUUUUCAUAUACUAUCCAUAUGCUUUUGAUAUAUGAAAUGGAUUAACCUGGAACUCUUUCCUUAUGGUAUUACUUUGAAGAUAAGCUCCAGCUCUGCAGGGUAGUGCUCACACCACAAGGACCUUGAAGUCAAGCUUUGUAGUAAAAAUGUGAAAAAGUUUUAGAAAGUUAUAUACGUGCUAUAAACUUUUGCUGGAAGAUUUUAAAGGUAAAGAUUACCAAGCAUUCUGUUUCAGUACUCCAUGACUUGCUUAAAGUUGGUAACUUUAAAGGAUGAAAGGAUGGUCCAUGGUAGUUUUGUCUUUUUUGGUAUUUCAGUGCUUAAUUGGGAAAGCUUUGUUGAUUUAUAAGAAAGAGAGAAAAUUUUGAACAAGUAGCUUGCCAUUUUUAUGAUUUCAGUUAAAUUUCUGUCCUUUUCUCAACUUUGAUUGUAACACCUUUGCUGUUUUUGAGGUACAUGUGUUUCAUCAGAUGCUUUUUUGUUAGUCAUUUGUAAGAUUGUAUUCUCGUAUCCUUACUGAUACUUGGAUCAAAUAAUAUGCUGUAUAUGCAACAGGUGUCAGCAAGCAUUUAUGCUAAUAUAUAGUUUUACUUCACACAUUUCUAAAGAGAAUUCAUUGUGGUCAGGAUUAAGUGUAAAGGUUUUAAUUUGAGUUGAUCCCAUUUAGUGCUGGAUUCUCUAUUAAUAUGACUCAUCAAGACAGGCUGUCUCUCUUGAUGAGUCUUCCUUGUAUUUUGUAAAUAUAUGAAGGUACGGUUUUUUAUUUUUUAAGUGUUUUGGGGCGAGCUUUUGUAUAAUCUCAGUAAAAAUAGAAACAUUACCUUCAGGAGUCUUGUUGACGAGACUCACAGUCUUUCGUGAUAUGCGUAGUGUUAUGAGCAGAAUAUGCACUUAACAAAAGCUUUUCUUAUGUGUUAAAGAAAGGUAAGCUUAGUACAAUUUCGGCCAACUGCUGCACACUACAUUUCAUCUGUCACUCAUUAUACCCACCAGUAGUAUUUUCAGUACUAAUUUUUUUUGUUUUCUUCUUGAUCUGUCAACUGCUUCUGUGAUCCAGUAACCCUAUUGUGUAAUGUUGAUGAAUGUUUGACCUUACAAAUUUUUGAGUGGUAGAGGUAAUAUAGGAAAGAAGGUUCUUUAUUGCACAUAAAAAAACUUUGCUUUUUGAAUUUUACAACCAAGAUCAUUUGUAGCCAUUUUUAUUUUAUUUUUGCAACAGGAACCGAUUCUGUGAAUUUUAGAAAUGCACACAGCUUUGAAUAUAUUGGCACAAGCUUAUUAUUUAUAAAUAAAGUAAAAAAUCUUGCAAAUUGUAUGCAUACUUUGUAAAGUAUAUGUUUUUUCUAUUGUGCUCUGACUGCAUGUUGAUUUGUUGUGUUUGACAUUCAUUAUGAUUCAGUUGUAUAAAUCUUAUUAGGCUGGCUGAAUGGAGAUGAUGCACUUUCACAAGAUUUGUAAGAUCGAUGUUUUGUACUUCGAUUAUAUUUUCUUUAGAAUGCGUAAUGAGCCUUUUUCAGUGUUACUAACAGUCAAUGAUAAUGGAAUUUGAAUAUAUAUAGGUGGACUUAUUCAUGCAAAUGAUACCAAUGUAUUUUUUCUCUGUUGUGAAGAGAAAAAACAGUGUAAAUACAUUAAACACUUGAUUAUGGAGUUCAUUUUUUUUUAUUUAUUUUUAUACGUUGAUGGUACUAUUUGGACAUUGGGAUAGUGGUAACAUGGAAGUUUGUUUCUUGUUAUCAUAUGCAAGUUACAGAAUUGGAUUUUCAGUUUGUAAAUAAUGAUGAAAUCUGUUAUCUCAAGGAUUAAGUAAUGCCUAUGUGAUACCUGCAAUGAGUUUAAAAUGUGUAUGGUUUAUUUAUUAGAUGGGCCAAGUUUAUUUGCAUGAUUACAAGGGUCUAAAAGUUAAAGUAGUUAAGAGUAAGUAAAUGACUUGUGAAAGUGUGAUGCUCUCUCUCUCUCUCUCUCUCUCUCUCUCUCUCUCUCUCUCUCUCUCUCUCUCUCUCUCUCUGGAAUCAGUUGUCCAGCACUGUACUGCCUGUCAGAAUUAUAGAAUUAUUUCUUAUUGAUUAUACUGUAUGGGUUCAUUUGAUAUCAUUGCAAACUAUGCUUUAAUUAUUUCCCACCUGAAUGUCAUGAUCUGAUUUAAUCCACUAUUUUAUUUUCCUCAAGUAACAAUAAAUAAAGAAUCUGAUAUGAAAAAAAAAAACAGUAUUACCCCAGGUGCAACUUAUUAAAAGAAAUCACUGUAACAUAGAGUACAGCCUUGUGGCUUUUCUCUUCACAAAAUAUUUCAUUAUGCUUUGCACUGUCAUGGUUGACAUACAAGACUCAAUCCAGGAAUAGGUAGUCACACUAAUAGACUUUGUUAGAUUAAAAGAUGGCCUUAUUUGCAAAUACUGUAAUGCAAUACUGACUAUGUAUCAUAGUGUACUUAUCUCUUGCAUUUGUUGCAGUCUGAUGUUCUUGUGCAUCCUUUUCUAUCUUUUUUUGUACCUUGUUAUGAACUUUAUUUGCAGUAUCCUUUGCUACCACAGUUUCAUUAUGCAUACCUCUUAUACACUGACAUGUAGUGCAUCUACAUGUAUUGUAAAUAUUUACACUUGAUCAUUAAUUUUGUUUCAUAUACUUACUCUUACCUCAGUGCAUAGGCAAUGUUUUUUUUAUGAGAAAAAGCUUUCAUGUUGAAAGUUACCUUUUGAUCUGUCACCUUCUCACUUGUAAUAUAUCUCAAAAAACUUCACCAUUGGGUUCAUAUGCUUUUACCAUUAGCAUGAAUGGAGAAAGCCAUGCAUUUCAAAAGAUCUCUUUCAGAGUGAAGUAACUUUCUCUCAUAAUUCAGGCCUAACUUGAUUUUCAAAUAGAGGGAUUGUAUUAGAGGAAGCAUUUUGUACGAUAGACUUUCUUGCUGCCAUCUCAUCUUAUAACUGGUUUUAUAAUAAUGAAUGUUUCUCUGCACUUUUGUGAAAUAAGUUCCAGUUUGCCUUGGGUGAUAUAAUGAUUUUGUACCCCUCUUUAUUUAAAAAAUAAUACCAUUUUGUAUGUUGACUUGUUUGCUGUUAUAUUGAGGUUGAUUAUAGGCAUAUGAACUUUAUGAAUAACUGGAUGAUUUCAAUUGGUGAUACAUAUUGGCAUCAAGAAGUAUCAGGAAUUUUUUAAAUGUAUUUAAAAUGUUUUUGAAAUGAAAACCUUAUGAUAAAAUGGUUUUCUUCAAAUUAGUACUUGAUUGCAAGAUUACAUAGUAACCAGUCCAGAUGAUAUAUUUUUUCAGCAGUGAUCCAAGACAGCAGGUUUUGGUUAUCAAGAGUUUUUUUUUUUUUUUUUUUUAAACCAAAUGUGAGGGAGACUUUGGCCGGGAAAGUUUUGUGAAAUGCACCUCCAAUCCUCUAACAACAGAGAAAGAGGAAAUGUAUAUUUUUGGGGUGUCUGAAACCAUUUUAAUCUUUAUAGCAUAUACUUAUUUUUAUGUUCACUGACAGUAAGUAGGCCCAUGUACUCGCUGAUGCUGGCAGAUAAUAAAGUGCCAUUUUCAAAAGAUAGUUUUUACACAUUUUUGAUGUACAGUUGACCACCACCUGUUGAUAACCUUCCCUGAAUCCACGGUCAACACUUUGUACACUGACCCUCAAUGACUAGGGGGAGGAAGUGUUGUUGACUAAUACAUAACAGUGCUUCACUCACUGCUGUCAAAUUCAUUAUAUAUACUUUAUGAUGGAUAAUACUUGUAUAAAGACCUUUGUGUAUAGAUACAUCUCACUGGAUGAAAAUAAAUUCUUAUAAAUAUGGUAA